Molecule: messenger RNA, 243 nt
Organism: Ceraceosorus bombacis
Lineage: Eukaryota; Fungi; Basidiomycota; Exobasidiomycetes; Ceraceosorales; Ceraceosoraceae
Source: the annotation of a GenBank genome assembly
AUGCUGUCCCUGCUCAAGGACGCCCAAGCGUCCCGCUCCGAAAUCUCCAGCUUUACAUGGGACGACCUCGAUGCCAUGAUCCAGGAGACCGCCGCCGAUUCGACCAUGCAACUGUCAAGUGCCGCUGCGGGCGACGCCGACGUUGCCCCAAAGCUGACGCCCACCGAGUUGGUGCCAUCUGAGUACCACGAGUUCCUGGAUGUGUUCAGCCCAGUCGAAGCAAGCCAGCUGCCCCCGCAUUGA